AAGCAGUCAAGUGAACAUCCUGCUCAUUUUCCAAAUAGAAGAAGACAAGCCACGAUAAAAAAAAAGGCGAAUCCGGAGCCACGGGUAGCAGACUUUCCAUUCGGAAUCGGAGCCGGAGAUCGGCGAUGGCUACCUCCGGUAAACCCCUGUCGCCUUCGGCCACCAAGCCUUUCGAUUUCUCCGACGAUUCAGUUCCUAAGAGAGUGGUUCUGUCUCCUGAUCAGCAGCGUUAUUGUUUGGAUUCACUCAAAGUCUUCAAAGACAAGAGGUUUUCUUCUCCCGAAAAAAUUCGCCAAGAGUUCAUGACUUUGCAGGCAACUAGGAUGAGAGCUUCAGAAAUGAAAAGUAGAUGCUCAGUGGCUUUGAACAGCAUAAACAUUAGCAAAAAUCGAUACACUGAUGUUCUGCCAUUUGACAAUAACAGGGUUGUUUUGGACCCACCAGCUAGAGGAUAUAUAAAUGCAAGCUUCAUUAAGAUAUCCGAAAUCGUGUCUCAGUUUAUUGCAACACAAGGUCCGCUACCACACACUUUUGAAGACUUUUGGGAAAUGAUAAUCCAGCAUCGCUGUCCUGUGAUUGUGAUGCUUACACAAUUGGUUGACAAUUACAAGACUGUCAAGUGUGGGGAUUAUUUUCAAGCAGAUGGUGAUCCCAGAAGAUUUGGCAAUAUAUGUAUUGUCACGAAGUGGAUAAAGACAACUCAGACUUCAUUGAUUUUGCGAUGUCUGGAGGUGAAGUAUAUUGAGUCAAAAGAACCACCUUUGUGUGUUUUACAUAUUCAAUAUCCAGACUGGCCUGACCAUGGAGUUCCAAAGGACACUCUUGCUGUUCGUGAAAUACUGAAACGAACAUCUAGUGUCCCACCCAGUCUUGGACCAAUUGUGGUGCACUGCAGUGCAGGUAUUGGUAGGACUGGAACAUACUGUGCAAUCCAUAAUACCAUCCAAAGAAUACUGGUUGGAGAUAUGUCUGCUCUAGAUCUUGUAAACACGAUAACCAUUUUUAGGUCUCAGCGAAUUGGGAUGGUUCAGACCAUGGAGCAAUACCUCUUUUGUUAUGAUGCCAUUAUCGAUGAACUUGAAGACCUCAUUUCAGAUACCCAAUGAAGAAGAGUUCAUAAUGGUCCAUGCAACUGGUUCUUCCUUGCUGCAAUCAUGCCUGCACUUGCUUACAAAUAAGAAAUGGAACAAUAAUUUGUGCUGAAGAAGCAAAUCAGUUGGGUCCACUUGAGCUUCUUACUGCUCUUACCGUGCAGGAAUAAGCACAAACGUGCAAAAUAUCGUAUGUUGUAUUUCUGUUUGUAAGUAUAUAUGCUUUUAGAGAGGGAAAGAGAAUGGAAUGGAACUUGUGGAUUGUUUGUCAGCAUCGUUUAUGAUAUAUGGCAAGUUGAUGAUGUUCAAGACA
Solanum dulcamara is the source of this 1404-nucleotide messenger RNA. RefSeq names its product protein-tyrosine-phosphatase PTP1-like. The record is from RefSeq and is a predicted model, not a curated record. Gene Ontology annotation, biological process: protein dephosphorylation. Gene Ontology annotation, molecular function: protein tyrosine phosphatase activity. The coding region runs from base 126 to 1106 and encodes 326 amino acids. The transcript has 9 exons. NCBI's taxonomy places the organism in Eukaryota, Viridiplantae, Streptophyta, Magnoliopsida, Solanales, Solanaceae.